This is a messenger RNA of Dreissena polymorpha, 4373 nucleotides long. Its product is annotated as thymidylate kinase-like. The transcript has 5 exons. The coding region runs from base 64 to 807 and encodes 247 amino acids. The record is from RefSeq and is a predicted model, not a curated record. Gene Ontology annotation, molecular function: dTMP kinase activity; ATP binding. Gene Ontology annotation, biological process: dUDP biosynthetic process; dTTP biosynthetic process; dTDP biosynthetic process. Gene Ontology annotation, cellular component: cytoplasm; nucleus; mitochondrion. Lineage: Eukaryota; Metazoa; Mollusca; Bivalvia; Myida; Dreissenidae.
UUGCAAUACAUUUAUGCUAUUUAAUAACUUGAUUUUACUGAGAAAAUCGAAUUUGUGAUAGGAAUGAAAAGUAUACAUCGUCUGUGUAGGGGAAGCGCUGUCGCCAAAUUUAGUGGACGCUUAUUGAACUUUUCGGCGGUAAUUUUGACUAGGAUGAACGCUCACGGUACACAAACUCGAGGCAGUUUAAUCGUUAUUGAAGGCUGUGACAGGAGUGGAAAGACUACACAAUGCAGCCUACUUCAAGAAAACCUAACUAGUAGUGGAUACAGUGUAAAACUCAUGAAAUUUCCAGAUCGUACCACUGUUAUUGGUCAGAUGAUCAAUGAUUACCUGGCAUGUAAACAAGACGUUGAUGACCACGCAGUGCAUCUACUGUUCUCAGCUAAUAGAUGGGAACGUGUGUCAAUGAUGUUAAAAUUACUGGAGCAAGGGACAAGCCUGAUUGUGGACAGAUAUGCAUAUUCAGGUGUCUGCUACACCGCUGCAAAAAGGGGAUUUGACAUGUCGUGGUGCAAACAGCCCGAUAUCGGCCUGCCCAGACCCGACACCAUUGUAUAUCUGACACUGAGCAGUGAGGCGGCGGCUAAACGUGGGAAUUAUGGUGAAGAACGCUACGAACAGACAGACUUCCAGAAGAAGGUCGCAGACAACUUUGCGGCUCUUACAGAAGACUCUUGGAAGGUAAUAGAUGCAGACAAGUCCAUUGAAAACUUACAGGCGGAAUUGUUGGACAUUUGUAAAGAGACGAUUAAACGGAGCAGUGAUCAACCUUUAUAUAAACUGUGGACAGAUGGAACGUACUAGCAUUCACAAUAAUAAUGAUAAUUUAUUUAAUUUUACGUGAUGACAUAUUGAACAUUUUCAUGAGAAAAAUCCCUAUAUCUGCCUCACUAGACUGACAUGGGACUACUUUUUUAAUUUCAAAUAAAUAUUAAAUAUAAUUUUGAUGCCUGUCAUGUCACUGUUCAUUUUGUAAAUAAUUAAAAAGAAGUAACCCGCCAGAGAUUGGAUCUGCUCAUCUUGGUACAAAUGUAUUUUUGAAGUAAAGACUUUUUUAUGCUCUCCCCCCCCCCCCCCCCACCCCUUUGAAGAAGAGGGGGUAUAUUGUUUUGCUGGAUGUCAGUCUGUCGGUAGACCAGUUCGUUUCCGAUCAAUAUAUUGUGAAUGGAUUGACCAAUUUGCUUGAUACUUCCCAUGUGCAUUGGCCUUUGACAGAUGACCCCUAUUGAAAUCAUGGUCAUUAGGUCAAAGGGUAAGGUCACUGUUGCACUAAGAGUGAAAUUGUGUCCGAUCAAUAACUUGUGAACGGAGGGACUGAUUGGCUUGAUACUUCCCAUGUGCAAUGGCGUUGGACAGUAGAUGGCCCCUAUUGAAAUUGGGGUCACUAGGUCAAAGGUCACACUAAGUGUGAAAUCGUUUCUGAUCAAUACCUCGUCAACGGAUUCACCGAUUGGCUUGAUACUUCCCAUCUGCAUUGGCCUUUGACAGUAGAUGACCACUGGUGAAAUAGGGUUAACUAGGUCAUGGUCACUUUCACACUAAAAGUGAAAAUCGUUUCAGAUCAAUAAUUCAUCAACAAAUUGACCAAUAGGCGUGAUACUUUCCAUGUGCAUAGGCCUUGGAGAGUAGAUGAUACCUAUUGAAAUUGGGGUCACUAGGUCAAAGACCUGUUUAUGGGAGCAUAUGUCACUGACCACGGAGCUGUUGUUUAAUUGAUUCGAUUCUCAGCGUUUAAGAGAACCUGUUCACAUUCCUGGGAUCAAGUUAUGUAGGAGUUGGCUUUCUUGAUGAAACUUAUCGAGAACGAGGCUAACAAUAUUGACAUUGGGACUGCCUAAAGAUGUUUGGUUGGUUGAUAAAACUGAAAAUAAAAUGAUAACGUUUUGUUUAAAGUCACUAUCACGCUCACCAAUACAUACGGCUACUUUAUUAUGCUAUAUAAAAACAUUCGACAACAAGUAGUACCAUAAGAUGGUUAAUUACAAUAGGAAGACCCUAAAAACAAGUAACAUUGAUGUAAAAACGUUAUAUUACAAGCAUUCGGCAAGUUUUAAGCAUCUAAAUAUCGUUCCACGAUGUAAUCUACUUGCUUUCGAGUCAGGAUCGGAUUCAUUCGGGUUGCGUUCAUUUGCAUAAUUUAUACAAGCCAUUUUCUCAUUUUCUAAGUUCCAGUUGCCCAGAAUUCAUUUUGAUUUCACAGAAUGAUUAUUCAUGAGAGCUACGUCAUGCUUCCGACGCUUACCGUAUCCAAUCUCGUGUUCGCCCGUAAAUGUUAGGAUAUUUCAUGGGAGAUAUAAAUGGAAUUAUUUGUGGCCACAAAAAAAUAAAGGCAAGCAUUUUGUAUCUCGUUAAAUCAAUUCUACCAGACAACAUCUAACGUUGAAAUUUUGCAUUUUGCUAAAAGGAACAUUGAUUUUUUUAUGGGUUAGCUUUAUUUAACGAAAUAUUCGAUAUUUUUUAGCGUGAUUGUUACUUUAAUUUGUUGUUAGACGUUCCAAAUAUAAAGUAACUAAAUUUUGUAUGUUUCAGUAUGUGUCUGAUUCUGUAUGUUUAAUACAAAACUUGUUUUAAUUAUCACAACAUGGCCACUGUAAUAACGUAACUUUGAUGGCUAUCAUAUUUUUGUUAAUUGAAAAAACAAUAAUCAGAGAACAAUUGUAUAAUUUUCAAAGUAAAUAGAUCAAUAAUUAUUUCAUGGAAGUUCUGAUAAUGAGAGACAAAAGCAAUUUGAAGGUAAUUUGGGUACUAGGGGUGAGGUAAUUUCUGACAAUAACAAUAAUCUUUAUAACAUGGAUGUCAUUGUCUAUGAAAUUGUAUGUGAUACAAACAUAUAUUGUAGAUGUGUUUUAUCUGAUUUUUAAAUUGCUGCAGAAUAAUUUUCUUUUAUAAUAGUUCCACAUAGUAUGUGUUAUCAAAAUAUGUGAAAUCCAGGCAUUUUAUUAGUAAGUACGUAUUGAGCAGUAAAAGUGUAUCCCUGAAUGAUUGAAUACUAAUGAUACUAUCUUCUUCAACUAAUUUUAUAUUCAUUUUCACAUUUUCUUAGUAAGCUUAUUUACAUGAAAUGUGUUCCUUGUUGAAAUUUUAUUUUGUUGCAGGAAAAAAGCAUCAAUUAUAAACUAUGUUAAUGAACAUUUUGUUGUGUUAUAUCAAUAGCUAAAGGAUAUUGUGUAGAUUUCAUUGCUUUACAGAGGAUUGUUUUCAGAUCUGAUUUGUUUACGUGGUAUUUACUAUAUUGUUUUUGCUACAGUGUGGGUAGCAUUCAGUAAACUUGUUAAUGUCACAAACUUGGAUGAUACACAAAAUGACAAUGCAGCAAACACUUUAAUAAGUCAAUGAUCUGCAUCAAUUAUCUUUGUUAACUGAGAGAAUCGAAAGGCGUGAAACUAACUUUUUAUUGAUAUAUCACAAGAUUACUAUGAUGUGGAGGAAAUAACAGGUACAUUUAAAGCCCCAUUACAACUCGAAAUCAACGAAAAUUUCGUACAAUAUUUCGUAAAAUUAAGUUAAAAAAAUAAAAAUCAGUGUUCCAUAUGGCAAUUGCCGAAAUUUCAACGCCAGAUGUGAUCUGGUAAAAUAGAUGUUUGUAGAUAUAAAAUGCUCGUUUUUAUUAUUGUUUUGCAUAUUUAAUUCCACUUUAAGUUUCACAACGAUAUCUAUUCAUACGACACAUAAACACUAACAUGGUACCAUUUUAGUGUUCGUGUGUCGUAUGAAUAGAUAUACUCGCGGGAAAUUAAAAUGGAAUUGUGUCACGAAUAAAUAAAAACAAGCAUUUUGUAUCUACAAAAAUCUAUGUAAUCAUACCACAUCUAGCGUUGAAAUUGUAGCUAUUGAUAUAAGGAACACUGAUCUCUUAUAUUUAUUUACUUUAUGAACCAUACUUAAAUGUUUGCUUUUCAAGUAUCCAAAUUUCAUGAAGUCCUCCUUCUAUUACGUAAUCCCUAUGUGCCAUAAAACUAGGACCCAACUAAACAUAAUCUGGUCACAAAGUGCCUGAUUUAGUGAGAAUGUGCUCAAACAACAUUAUAAUCUUAGAAUUUACUAGACAAUGUUUGGCUGAAAUACGUCGACUGCAAGUCUCUUUUCAAGAAACUUUUCGAACUUGCUUUGUUCCUAAGAGACACUUAAAUAAAUUAAUGACAAUUAUAUUUUAUUUAUAAAUUUGAGUCAAAAAGUCAAUUUGGUGAUUAUUGAUAAAUAACGUAAAUGUUUAUAGACAUAAGUUACCACACCGCGAGCCUCAUAUGGGAAUAAUCGAUAAAUUAUUGUGUUGUGAUAAUUGCAACAUUUUGAAACAUGAAACUACUCUUAUAUAUGCCAUUGUGUUACCCAGACUUCCUUUUCAACAAUAAACACUUAUUCACCAUAAA